Molecule: messenger RNA, 3180 nt
Organism: Aricia agestis (brown argus)
Lineage: Eukaryota; Metazoa; Arthropoda; Insecta; Lepidoptera; Lycaenidae
Gene: tej
Product: tudor domain-containing protein 5-like
Exons: 10
Coding region: 229-3180 (983 amino acids)
Biological process (GO): spermatogenesis
Source: RefSeq, a predicted model, not a curated record
UAGUGGUUUUUUUAUUGAGAUUAAGUAAACUUUUCUGGAUUCAUUGACAAUAAUAGUAAGUUUAAAUGUAAAACUAUUAAUUUACGAUAGCAUAAGUCACAUUAACUAACGAACUACAACCUCAGAGAGUCCUCAAAUACAUGUGUUAUUUCUACCAAAUUUCUACCGGAAGGUAGUGAAGGUGUAGCUUGUUUAUGAACACAACUGUAACCAAUUACCAAGUUAAUCAUGGAGGAAGAAUUGAAGCAGUUAAAGACGGUUCUCCGAUCCCUGGUGGUGUCCAGUCCGUCUCAAGUGGACGUGCGAUCUCUGAUGCGGGAUUAUAGAGACAUGAUGGGUCAGCAAAUACCUCUGUCUAAGUUUGGAUUUAGAGACCCCGUGUCUUUUCUCAAGAAGCACUUUGCGGACUGUUUCCUGUUCCAGGGACCAGACUCAAACCCAACACUGACUCUAAUUGUACCAGAAACUUUAAAACACAUUGAUCAGUUUGUACAGAGACAGAAACCGUCACAUAGUGCCAAAAUAAAAGGAAAAAGGCGAAGUGUUAACGAAACAGUGCUCAAACAAAGUACGCCUACAAAAAACCUGAUCGCAACAACAUACCAAGUACAGAAAACUAUUGAUAAGGAAACCCCCAUAUACAAAAAACCAACAGAACAAAACAGAACAUUUUAUAAGACUGAGCCUGUAAGGUCAGAAAGUAAGAAUGAAAUAAACUAUACAAAUAAUGUUAUGUACAAGAAUAAAUCUACAAAUGACUCUGCAUUUAAGACUCAAACAAACAUAGAAUGUAAAUCAGACGAUCAGAGAAGACCGAAAACUAAUCCUGUACAUACUGUACAUGAAGACAGCGAACAGAAAAAUUAUAGAACCCCUAAAACCUCCACAUCUGAUAAAGAAAAUGAUGCGGUCAGUGACCAAUGUCACAGCUCUGCCUAUCUCAACUUCUUGAAGAAGAGAAUGCCUUUUGUUAAUGUGAAUCAAACAGAGAGAACUGACUGUUCGGAUACAGAAGACAGCUAUUCCGCCAGACCCUUGUCAUCUAGCACAAGCAGCUCAAAACGGGCUCAGCUGGAGGAGCUGCAGAGGGAGCUCUCGGAGAUGAUCCUGCAGGAGCCCGGCGGGAUUUUGUGCACGGAACUGAUGCGGAAAUACAGGCAGCGGUACGGUCGCGAGCUGGAGUUUGCGCGGUUCGGGUACACGAGCGUACUCAGCGUCGUAGUGACGUUGCCUGACUGCGCCGCGCACGCCCUCCACGAGGACUGGCUGCUGACGGACGCGCGCGCGCCGCCGCCCCGUCCCACGCCCCGCCCCCCGCACCGAGCCCCGCCCCGCGCCACGCCCACCGAUCCCGAGGACGCGCUUCCGUUUACUGAUUUCGAGCCGGACGUGUUCCCCCCGGACUGCAUGCACUACAUGGACAGCAUCCCCCCGGCUGACCUGGGCGCGGUGGACGCGGGGGACAUGCUGGAGGUGAUGGUGGGCGAGGUCUACUCCCCCUCCCACUUCUGGCUCAUCCGCCUCGGCCAGGAGUACGAUAUCGCCAUGGAGAAUCUCAUGGAUGAGAUGAAUGAGUACUUCAAGUCCGGCGAGGGCCAGUCUCGGCGGCUGGCGCUGGGCGCGGUGCGCGCGGGCCACUACUGCUGCAGCUGCUACUGCGGCGACUGGCACCGCUCGCUCAUCGUCAAGGUGCUCGACAGCGACACUGUCAAGGUGCGUCACGUGGACUACGGCACGGUGGAGACAGUCCGCGCGACGGAGCUGCGGCCGCUGCUGCGCGUGUGGGCGGAGCUGCCGGCGCAGGCGGUGCGGGCGCGCCUCGCCGCCGCCGCGCCGCCCGCCGCCGCCCGCCGCUGGCCGCGCGCCGCCGCCGCCCGCUUCCUCACCGCCGUCACCGACAAGCGGCUGGUCGCUAACGUCGUCGCCCGCGAUCAUCAGGAGGACAUUCUGGAGGUGGUGCUGGUCGACACGUCGACGGAGGAGGACGUCAGCAUCGGCGAGCUGCUGGUGCGCGCCGGCCACGCCGACCCGCGCGCCGCCCCCGCCACCGGGAGCGACGCCGCCUACCUGUACCCGCUGUUCGGCGUGCUGGAGGCGGGCGACACGCCCAACUACGCCGAGAUACAGGCGUACUUGCGCAACGGCAUCGCGCUCGACUACGUGGAGGACUACCGCCGCCACGUGCCCGCCGCCGCCCCGCCCCGCCCGCCCCCCACCGCGCUCGUCAGCCCGCGCCCCGCUCCCGCCCCGCCUGCCGACCCGCCCCCUGCCGCGAAGCCCGCUCCCGCUGCGUCGCCCGGUGUCGCCACACCUCCCGCUUCCGCCGCACCUCCUCCCUCCUCACCCGCUUACGCCGCUCUCGCUUCUGCCGCCUCCGCUUCCACCGCAUCUAUUUCCACCGCCCCCGCUCCCGCAGCCGCGGCCGAGCCCGAUGCCGUGACGCUAUCGGCGGCGGACUGCGAGGUGUUCGCGCUGCUGAGCCAGAUGGACGCCGUCGUGGCGCAGCGGUUCAUAAUGUGGGCGAUCCAGCGCCGCCAGAACACCUCCGCGACGCCCCUCAACCCGCUCGCGCCCGAGUUCCCCGCCCCUUCUCGCACGCCCGUCCCGCCCGUGCGACCUGCGACACCCGCGACGCCCGUGCAGCCGGACACGAGCACGGCCGAGCCACCCGCGCCGCCCGUCACCCCCGCCCCGCCCCACUCGUCGCCUGUCACCCCCGCCCCGUCCCACGCUGAGCGAUCUUUCUCGGUUCAAGCGAUUAACGGUCUUCGAAAGCCCGACCCCGGUGCGGGCGGGGGAGACGGCCGCGCGUCGGCCCCGCCGGCGCCGGGAGCGUGUCGCCCCGGCCCGCCCCGCCCGCCGCCUGUUCCUGCGCACGGCGGGUACGCCCCUGAGCAUCGAUUCGCCUCGUCGAUGGUGUUCGGGCCGAGGUUCUCGUUGGGCUGGGGUCAGCAGGUCGGGUAUGGCCCUCCGCAACCCCCCGCCGGGUUCGGCCCGCCGCAACCCCCCGCCGGGUACGGCUCGCCGCAACCCCCCGCUGGGUUCGGCCCCCCGCAUCCCCCUGCCGGGUUCGGCCCCCCGUACCCCCCGGCGGUGUACGCCCCCCCCGCGCCCCCGCACGCCGCCUACAUGCGAUACGCGAACUUGCGCCCUCCGCCGGGCUUCGAGAGGUUUUACUAA